AUGAUAUUAGAUAAAAACCUACAACAAAAAUAUUUUGGUCGGUUCGGUGAUCAAAAAUUUUUAGAACAUCAAAUAUGGCCAAGAAUACAACAGCACGAUUCAGUUGCCCACGAUAGUUUCCAUUGUCAAACAAGUGUAGGUAAAAAUCGAUCACAACCAUGGCCAACACAACGUUUAGAAUCUAAUAAUCAACAAAUAAAUUUAUUUGUCGGUUGUUACAGACCAUGUUCGAGUCACGAUAAAAGAUUAAUGAUUCAUCAAUGUCCACUAGAAUGUCGACCAAAAGAGCAUCAAGACUGGAUUAAAUGUUGA
Molecule: messenger RNA, 312 nt
Organism: Didymodactylos carnosus
Lineage: Eukaryota; Metazoa; Rotifera; Eurotatoria; Philodinida; Philodinidae
Source: the annotation of a GenBank genome assembly